Thlaspi arvense is the source of this 1908-nucleotide messenger RNA. The record is from the annotation of a GenBank genome assembly. Lineage: Eukaryota; Viridiplantae; Streptophyta; Magnoliopsida; Brassicales; Brassicaceae.
CUUGCUGUGUAACAUAUGGACCGGGUCACGAAGACUAUUAUUAACAAACAGCCUGGAAAUUCAUCCGAUAUUACAAUUAAGAAACUCGUAGUAUCCUAAUAUAUCUACGCGCAAAAUUUAAUUUCGUGGAAUGGUAAGUAAUACUUGGAAAACAAAUAAUAAAAUAGAACAGAUUGUAUAAAUGGAGUAAUCAUACGACCAAAAACCUCGCCGUGUCUUCAACGAGGAAAAUAAACAUGGAGUCAUUCACCAAAAGUUCCGCCGUUAGAUUACGGAGCUGUCACGAAAAAUACCUCUUCGCCGUUGACGACGAAAAAGCCGUCCGUCAAAGUUCCGACGGUACGUCACGGCAAUCAGUAUGGACGGUGGAGAUGGUGCCACGUAAGCCCAAUUUCAUCCGCCUCAAGAGCUGUUACGGCAAGUUUUUAACGGCGAGCGAGUCGUCGUUUUUAAUGGGUAUGACCGGAGAUAAAGUCAUCCAAACGCCGCCGUUUCGUCAGGCGCAGCACGAGAGCGAUUGGGAGCCAAUCAGAGACGAGUUGCCGGUCAAACUCAUGUCGUGGAACGGGAAAUAUCUGCGCGGGAACGGAGGAGCGCCGCCGUGGAAAAACUCCGUCACGCACGAUCGUGAGCCGUCCACGUCAGCGACCAAGAAAUGGAUCUUGUGGACCGUGGAGGUCGUUGUAAAUCCGGAGAAGGUUUCGUUCGCGGAUCGGUUCUCGUCGCCGGCUUCGAGUUUCAACUCCUCGAUCUCCGACGAGUCAACUCACGAGUCACCGGUUAGACAAUUACCGACUUUUGGAUCUUCCGAAUCAAUCGGGUCGGAUCCUGGGUCACUGGCAUCGGUUUCUUCUUCGAAGCUUAUGUUUACUCCGUCAAUGUCGGGGGCAUUGUCCCCAAAACCAACCGAGAGGAAAAAUUCGAAGAAAAAUGCAGAACAUGUAUCAGCGAUGGAAAUCUUUCGCUAUGCGAAAUCAGUGCGUUUAAGAAGCAUCGCACACGAGAAAUAUCUAAUUGCAGAUGAUGAUGAGGAGAGUGUGAUAAUGGGCCGAAAUGGGUCAUCUAAAGAGGCUCGAUGGAGAGUCGAAUUGGUACCCGGAUCCGAAAAGGUGAUCCGGUUAAAGAGCUGUCACGGUGGAUAUUUGACGGCGUCGAACGAGCGGUUGUUGCUGGGAGCGACGGGGCAUAAGGUGGUUCAGUCGAGGAGGAUACGAACCGGUGAACCGGCGGGAGAGUGGGAACCGGUUAAAGAAGGGGUAAAUGUGAAGCUAAGGAGCAGAAACGGCGGGAAUUAUUUGAGAGCCAAUGGGGGAGUGCCACCUUGGAGGAAUACGGUUACGCAUGAUUCACCGAACCGGACUGCUACGCAGAAUUGGGUGGUUUGGGAGGUUGAUGUGGUCGAGAUUAUGGAGAGCUCUCAUGGGACCGGUUGAAUCAAUAACUAAAGUUUUUUUUUUCAUCCAUUUACAUCUGUUUGUUUGCAACAUAAUUAAUUGAUUUUCUAGUUUUCUGACCCAAAAGUGAUUUUCUCGGAGUGUUUGAAUAUCCUUCCUUUUAAGAUAUAGGAUUUUGAUGCUCAUUUAUCAUGUUUUUUUUUUAUUUCUGGGUUUUGAAACACGUUAUGUUUCGUUGUUGUUGAACCUCUUUGCCUGAAACAUUCUAUUCAUAUACUUUUGUAAUAUCUUGGUCAAAUUUCAGAUCCAUCCAUGCUCAGAAUCAAUGGCAAUGUUUCAGGAUUAUCUGCUUACGUCGUUGUUAUAGGUCUUGUGAUUACUACAAUUAUGAAGUUUUUAGUUAGUUAAUGUAUGUUAUACUUUUAACUAGGUGAUUUGAGUUUGUGUAUGGAUUUAGACAGUCUAUCCAAACGAUUUUGUUUUUGUUCUUUUUUUCUUCCAAAUGUGACAUUCU